Molecule: messenger RNA, 369 nt
Organism: Lathyrus oleraceus (garden pea)
Lineage: Eukaryota; Viridiplantae; Streptophyta; Magnoliopsida; Fabales; Fabaceae
Exons: 1
Coding region: 1-369 (122 amino acids)
Source: RefSeq, a predicted model, not a curated record
AUGAGGUACUACUGUAAACAGGCCGAUGAAGGACAAGUUUCUAGGGGGUUUAUACCGGAAGACCCUGCUAAUUUUGAUAUUAGAAAUUCUAUACUUUCAAGUUUAAGAGAAAAUAUGUUCGACGGGAAUGCGAUUAGAGACCCAUGGGCACAUCUUGCACGCUUCUAUAAAACAACUUCAAUGUGUAAACCUACCGAUGUCACUGAAAACCAGGUCAAGUUGAGGUUGUUUGGGUUCUCACUGAUUGGAAGGGAAAAAUAUUGGUUGAUUUUCCUUUUGAAUGGAACAAUCCAGACUUGGAAGGAAUUGAAGGAUAAAUUCCUUGAAAUAUUUUUCACUACUACUCAGUUUAUCGAGCACCAAGCAUAA